Molecule: messenger RNA, 6757 nt
Organism: Eriocheir sinensis (Chinese mitten crab)
Lineage: Eukaryota; Metazoa; Arthropoda; Malacostraca; Decapoda; Varunidae
Product: putative protein TPRXL
Exons: 3
Coding region: 283-1473 (396 amino acids)
Source: RefSeq, a predicted model, not a curated record
CAAAGAAAGAAGGGGAAACGAUACUAUGUGAUAUUUUAAAACUCCUCCGCCUUCACACCGCGCCGCUACACACAAACACACACGUAGUUGCAUAACAGUGAACCAUAAAUCUGCAGAGCGCGCGCGUUGGAGGCACAAAAACUCCUUGGUCUUGGGGUCGCGGCUCAGGGCUCAUCUCACGCCACUCUUCCUGGAACCUUCGUGCGGGGCGGACCGACGCUGCUCCUGCUCCUGACCCCCAGCGAGACUGUGCGUGUGUGUGCGUGUGUGUGACGGCACGGGAUGCAGGUGUUCGGAGCGGUGCAGGCGACGGUGCUUCUGCUGUGCUACGGCUCGAGUGUCAGCCAGCGCCAGGGGUCACUGCUCAGGCCCAUCAAUGAACGCACUUCGCCUCCGCCUCGGCCGCCACUCAACACAGCCUCCAGACCGUCAGAGGGCAUGGCGAGGCCUCUCCUACAACCACUCAACACCCACUCACGACCCAGUAUAGGCGGUGGUAAUGGCGGUGGCGGUGGGAAUGGCGGCUACACUCCUGUAAACGCCAACACACACACGGGCAGCAUCAGUGGCAGCAGUAAUGGUGGCGUUAGUAGCAGCGUUCAUAGUGGCAGCAGCAGUGGUAGUAGUGGUGGUGGCAGUGGUGGUGGGCUCAGUAACAUCGUAUUUGAGGAGAACGACAUGGGGACUAAUGGCAACGCCGCUACCAACAGACCACAAAACGGCGCCAACGCAAGACCCUCCAGAAGGCCUGCUAGCUCGCCUCUCAGACCAGUGAAUUCCCCUUCAAGACCCGUCAACUCAGAUUCCGAGCCCAUCAACUCAGUGUCUGGACCGUUUAACUCACCCCUCAGACCCUUCAACUCUCCCACCAGACCAGAGAACAGUCCCCCGAGCACUAAUUCACAUUCUCAAUCCAACAACUUCUUCAGACCAACAUUCUCGCCAUCCAGACCAUCGAAUACCGCUUCUAGACCCUCCAACCCACCCUCCAGACCUUUAACGUUCCCUUCCAGCCCCUCCAACACUCCCUCAAGACCAUCUAGCUUAGUCUCCAGACCCACGAAUGGAAACUCUUCGCUCAAACCCGCAAGUUCAACAAAACCCACAACCACACCGCCAAAGGAAACCACAACUACACGACCUCGACCAGCCAGACAAACCCCGAAGCCCACCACCCGUCCUUUCCGCCCCACCAGCCCCCCGUCACGCCCCGCCCCCGGUCUGGCUCCGCCCUUCCUACUGACGGCUCCCACUCGACCCCCCGUGACCUCCCCCGCCAAGGAAGUGACCAUUAACCUGAACUUGGGCGGGUUUGGUGGCUUUGGCGGGAACAAGGACAAGACCUCCAACGUGGCGCGCCAACCUGCGGACAAACAGGACAAGAAUGACGCAGUCAGCGGCAGGCCCGGGCCCCUGCUGUUCCUCCUGAUGCCCCUCUUGCUGAUGACCGCGGUGGCGUCCUGCUGUUGCUGAUGGCGAUGAUGAUGACUGCUGGGCGAGGGACACGACCAGGGCAAAUACUACUACUACUACUACUACUACUACUACUACCACUACCACUACUACUACUACUACUACUAUAUGUACUACUACUAUUACUGCUACGACUACAACUACUACGGCAACUACUACUACGGCUAUUCAUUCACUCUAAUGUCCUCGUUCUAUGAUGUGAUCAUGUGCCUGUGUGUGUGUGUUUGUGUGUGUGUGUGUGUGCGUGUGUGUGUGUGUGUGUGUGUGUGUGUGUGUGUGUGUGUGUGUACUAGCAUGAAGCAUAUCUCUAUAUUACUACUCAUGAUUGUAUUCUAGUCUGUAAAUAUUUUAAGAUACAAUGAGCUCACCGUAGUAUUAAUUUUAUGUGUAUUUAUUCGUAUUGUAUUAUAGUGAGGAGAGAGAGAGAGAGAGAGAGAGAGAGAGAGAAUGUUCUAAAAUGAUUUAUUCGAAGUGUAACCAAAACGUUUCGGUAUCCCGUUGAAAAGGAUGAAUUCUUCUGCCUGUAAAUAGUUUGGUCCUUGAUCCAGCUGUGCGUCGGUGUAUAGCUCUGGAAAAGGCAAGAGGGAAAGUUAGGGGCAUACGCUAAAGCUGCGCGUGUCCUCUGUGCUCUUCUCCGUCACAGUGGCCCGUAAGGUAUGUUCAUUUUCCUCACUACACAAAAAGAUGAAAUGAAGGGCAGGGCAGGCAGAAUGUUAGUCGUGUAUGAUCCAUGAGUUGAGGAAUUUGCCGAAAAAGGAUCUCCGUCACUGUGGCCCCGUAAGGUAGCAAUGUUCAUCUUCCUCACUGCACAAAGAAACGACACGGAUUGGUGGGACAGGCAGAGUGUUAGUAGUUUAUGAUCAAUGAGUUGAGGAAAUUGCCGUAAAAUGAUCUCUGUCACAGUAGCCCGUAAGGUAGCAAUGUUCUCCUUCCGCACUGCACAAAAAGAUGACGUGGGUUGGUGAGACUGGCAAAAUAUUAGUCGUUUAUUAUUUAUGAGUUAACAAAUUUGCCUUAAAACAAUAUUCGUAAACGUCUAAAUUUACAUUCCAAGGAGAGGUUAUGGACUGAAGCUAAUAAAUGGAUGAUGAGUUUGGGCAAGGGUGAUGUUAAUUAGGUUAUACUUAUACAAGAGCAGCGCAAGGCGCUUAGCUCUAUGUGUUUGACUUAGAUACAUUCGAGAUUCAGUAAUUACGUAGACAGGACUUGGUUUACUAACAGAAUGGGAUGACCGGAACAGGCUUGGCAGAGUCCUAGUAUGAUAGGCACCAAGAUAACGUUAGAUAAAGUCGUGGAUAAGGAGAAUAGGUGAAGCUAGAUUUACAGGUGAUGUCCGUGGAUAGGCCGACUGACUGGAUUCUUGCAGACUACAAGGUAAAGAGAAUGGAUGGAAUCUAUUAUCUUUAUCUUGCUUAAACCCAUAUUCUCGGACACUUUCGGCUCUCACAACAACUAUUUCCAAAGGCCACAAAGGAGAUCAGUCUGGUUUUCAUGAGUGUUUUCCGCAUUCAUGGUGUAGAAGCCUUGUCACGCCUUCACUAGGCCCAUGAAACCACCCACGGCAAUACUAUAAUACAGCCUCUACGAAAGUCUUAUCAAUUUAAUGUGUGUAUAAGAAUCGAAGUGGUUGAGAAUAUGGGCCUUAUAAGUGUUUUCAUUUUCGUGGUCGCCAUCUCGCUCGUACCGUCACCACGCUGUCACCACCAACUGUAUUGUAUAUAUGAACUAUCGUAUAAAUUGACUGAAUCGUAUAUAUGAAGGAGGAACAAACCGUCUCCGUUGGUUAGGUGGGGUCACGUUAGGUAUAGUUUCCUUAGCUAGAAUUAGAUUAAAACAAGUAAAUAAAUCCAUCAACCUUUUGAGCAGCUAAAAAGGCCUGACUAGCUUUAGUUUGGUUAGAUUAGUUGUGUUUGGAUUGGUUCAGGUUAGGUUAGGCGUAGAUUAGAUCAAAUUAGGAUCAUAAAUCUAGAUGAGGUCAGGAUAGGUUAGGUUUGGAAACACACAAAGGUUGAAGAUAUACUACUUAUGAUUAAGAAUUGAAUGUACUUGUACAGUUUGCAUGAUGGCAGGACUAAUAACAGAUGAACUACCAAAGUAACAGAGUGGUAAUCCAGGUGUUGUAUGUCAGGGUAAACAGGGGGUCAGGUAAAGAGAUAAGGUUAGAGCAUUUUUCCGAAGCAGAAUGACGAAGACUAGCAUCAAAAAGCGAGGUGAAAAACAUUAGGAAAGCCUUUUUUUUCUGUUGUUGCAGUGGACUGGUAAUUGUAGUGACCCGCCUGACGCGGAAAGCCUCCCAAACUCAUUCAGCUAGGGGGUACCUCUUGGGUCGACUGGUUAAUGGUGGCUUCCCAACUUGCCAGCCGGGGUUCGAUCCCGGGUACCGGAAACCCUUUCCUGAUUUGGAUGAAUUUACCGAGUGCUUCGUGACACGGAGAGGUUGUGUGGAGAUAUGAUAAAGUGAAAUUCAGUUCGUUAUAUAGUGAUUGACUAAUGAUGAUGAAAGAGAGGUUACAUAUGUAAAAUUUACAUUGCCUUAUAUAAGAUUAGGUUAUUGACGUGUUAAAAGAAUGAGGUUAAGUAAGUACAGUUUAGAACAGGUUAGGUUAGACUAGUUCAUUGUAGAAUAGAACAAGCUAGAAUAGAGUUUAAACGUCGUGUUAAUAUUUAUCAACAGCUCUGUGGCUAGUUUGACUUUUAAGUUCCAUUUUUGGAACUGAGUUAGCAAGAAGUAUUGGGUUUUGGACAUAUUACACACUCAGUCGUAAGAAGAUUAUAUCUAAAAAAAAUCAACAAAACCAACCAACCACGCCUUGAAAACGGGUCAAAAAGGCAAAUCAGCCACAUUAUUGUUUUUUCUUUACUGUAAAGUAAAUGGCUCAAGGGAAAUAAAUAAAGAAAAAAAUACUAAAGGCCUCCCGCUGUUGAUGAAAACUAAUACGUUUAAAAAAUCAGGCGUUACUAAAGCCUGUCUUCUUAAACGUUUCGGCGCCUCAGUUCGCUUGUUUGAAAAGACUCCUGUAAGAGUUGCUGGUAUUUCCAUGGACUGUUUUGUGAUGCUGGUGACAGUUUUAUUCAACUGCUGCAUCUUGAGAGGAAAAAAAAAACACCCAUGAAAACCAGAUUAAUCAAAACUUAAAGCCCAUAUUUCCAAAGGUCUCGGCGGCUCAAUUUGCCAGUUUGAAAAGCCUCUCGUAGAAGUUGCUGGUAUUUUCAUGGACUGUUUUGUGACGCUAGUGAUAAUUUAACCAAACUGCUGCAUCUUGACCUGGGAAAAAGUCAUAAUAGGAGCCCGACACGCUUAAGAUUAUGAACUAAUUAUGAACUUUACAUUUCUGCCCGGAAUCGUGACAAAACUAUUCUCCGACUAACCAAAAACUCUUUCAUUAAUAGAAAAUGCCAAAACCUUGCUUUCUCUAACUCUUCCCGUGACUUCUGGCAUCUAGCCAAAAACAUCUCCUCCACUUCACUUCUUCAUCUUUCCCUCCACUCCUCAGUACUGAUGGCAACACUGCCGUCUCAUAUAUCUCUAAGGCUGAACUCUUCUCUCAAACUUUUUCUAAAAACUCCACUCUGGACGAUUCUGGGCAUAUUCCUCCUACUCAUCCCCCCUCUGACUCCUUUAUGCCUGUUAUAAAGCUUCUUCAAAAUGAUGUUUUCUAUGCCCUCUCUGGCCUCAAUCCUCAGAAGGCUUAUGGACCUGAUGGAGUACCUCCUAUUGUCCUUAAAAUCUGUGCCUCCGUGCUGUCACCCUGCCUGGUCAAACUCUUUCGCCACUGCCUGUCAACAUCUACCUUUCCUUCCUGCUGGAAGUAUGCCUUCAUACAGCCUGUGUCUAAGAAGGGUGACCGUUCAAAUCCCUCAAACUACCGUCCUAUAGCUUUACUUUCUUUUCUAUCUGAAGCUUUUGAAUCAAUCCUUAACCGGAAGAUUCAAAAGCACCUUUCCACUUCUGACCUUCUAUCUGAUCGCCAGUAUGGGUUCCGCAAGGGGCGUUCUACUGGUGAUCUCCUAGCCUUCUUAACUGACUCUUGGUCAUCCUCUCUUAGCCAUUUCGGUGAAACCUUUGCUAUUACGCUGGACAUAUCAAAAGCUUUUGAUAAGGUCUAGCACAAAUCUUUGCUUUCCAAACUACCCUCUUACGGUUUCUAUCCUUCUCUCUGUACCUUUAUCUCCAGUUUCCUUUCUGACCGUUCUAUUUCUGCUGUGGUAGACGGUCACUGUUCUUCCCCUAAACAUAUUAACAGUGGUGUCCCACAGGGUUCUGUCCUAUCUCCCACUCUCUUUCUGUUGUUCAUUGAUGAUCUUUUCAAAACGAGCUCUCCUAUCCAUUCCUACGCCGAUGAUUCCACUCUGCAUUACUCAACUUCUUUUAAUAGAAGACCCACCCUACAGGAACUUAACGACUCAAGGCUGGAGGCUGCAGAACGCUUAGCCUCAGACCUUACUAUUAUUUCCGAUUGGGGCAAGAGGAACCUGGUGUCCUUCAACGCCUCAAAAACACAGUUUCUCCACCUAUCCACUCGACACAAUCUUCCAAACAACUAUCCCCUAUUCUUUGACAACACCCAGCUAUCACCUUCCUCAACACUAAACAUCCUCGGUCUAUCCUUAACUCAAAAUCUCAACUGGAAACUUCAUAUCUCAUCUCUUACUAAAUCAGCUUCCACAAGGUUGGGCGUUCUGUACCGUCUCCGCCAGUUCUUCUCCCCCGCACAGUUGCUGUCCAUUUACAGGGGCCUUGUCCGCCCUCGUAUGGAGUAUGCAUCUCAUGUGUGGGGGGGGGUCCACUCACACAGCUCUCCUUGACAGAGUGGAAUCAAAGGCUCUUCGUCUCAUCAGCUCUCCUCCUCAUACUGAUAAUCUUCUACCUCUCAAAUUCCGCCGCUAUGUUGCCUCUUUAUCUUCUAUCGAUAUUUUCAUGCUGACUGCUCUUCUGAACUUGCUAACUGCAUGCCUCCCCUCCUCCCGCGGCCCCGCUGCACAAGACUUUCUACUCAUGCUCAUCCCUAUACUGUCCAAACCCCUUAUGCAAGAGUUAACCAGCAUCUUCACUCUUUCAUCCCUCACGCUGGUAAACUCUGGAACAAUCUUCCUUCAUCUGUAUUUCCUCUUGCCUAUGACUUGAACUCUUUCAAGAGGAGGGUAUCAGGACACCUCUCCUCCCGAAAUUGACCUCUGAUUUUGAACACUCCUUUAACCUCUGUUCUGGAGCAGUAAGUAGCGGGCCUUUUUUUUUUUUUCAUUACGCCCUUGAACUGUCUCCGUAGCUGUAAAAAAAAAAAAA